Molecule: messenger RNA, 945 nt
Organism: Trichomonas vaginalis G3
Lineage: Eukaryota; Parabasalia; Trichomonadida; Trichomonadidae
Product: G-quadruplex RNA binding
Exons: 1
Coding region: 1-945 (314 amino acids)
Biological process (GO): positive regulation of transcription by RNA polymerase II
Cellular component (GO): Ino80 complex; NSL complex; MLL1 complex
Molecular function (GO): G-quadruplex RNA binding; protein binding
Source: RefSeq, a predicted model, not a curated record
AUGGAAGGUGAAGAAUUUUCUCAGGAACAAAUCAUUCCAUUAGAAUAUGGACCACUUGCACUCCCAUUUGAAACAUUACAGAUUACAUUUCCUCAGUUAGUUGAAAAAACUCAAAGGGAAAUCAAUGAAAAAUUCGAAAAAAUGCUUCAUAUGCCAGAUCAACGACUUCAAAUAUCAAGUUUCAAUCUUGAACAAGAAAUACCUUUUGACUUGGAAGAAGAUUAUCAAAUAUUUACUCACAUAAUGAAUUCGGAUGAAUCUUUUGACGAUUUUAUGAAAAGAUCAUUAAAUAUAUUCAAGCCUAUACGCAGUAAAAAGUCAAUCCUUGAUAGAAUUGAAUACAUUAAAAGCAGUGAUAAUACAGAAUUACUUAAUAAUUACACUAAUCAACUUGUUCUCGAGAAGAUCUUUUACUUAUCAGCCACAACAGACGGCAAACAAAUUUAUGACUUGAACAAGGCCAGGUUGCAGCAAUCAGACUUAGAUCAGUGCAGAUGCGCUGUUGAUAUUACUCCAAGAGGUCCAGUUUCACAAGAAGCUUCUGGAAUAAUCGAACAAUACCAUCCUCAUAUUGGAUUAUUGGGCCAGCCUAAGUUUGGUCCAACAGAUCUUGCAAUGUUACGUGGAGAAGAUAUUUAUUUCUUAAUUCGAAACGCUGCCGUUGUUUUAGGAAGAGGAACAGAAAAGGAACCAGUAGAUAUUGAUUUAAUGUAUGGAAUGGACCGCAGAUGCACACAUAUUUCAAGAUAUCAAGCAAUUAUUUCUCUUUUACCAGAUUUCUGUUUUUAUAUAGAAAAUAUUGGACAGAGAGCGUUCAGAGUUAAUGGAGUAAUAAUUCCUCCAUCAGCUGUCGCAAGAUUACCAGAAGGAGCAUUAUUAGAUUUCAGCGGAGCUCUUUAUAUAUUUAUUCCUAAUAAUGAGCUUAUUGCUAAGCUUAAAAAUUAA